UUGAAAAAUUGAACUAUACAGAAAAGGAACUGCUAAUAAAUAUUAUCUAAUGGUUAUGACUCGUUGUCUUACUCAAGAAAAUAACUUGUGAAAAGACAGAGCUGUUAGCGCACAGUGCUGCCAGCUAUGGUUGCUAGCUGGGAUAAUUACUAAAGAGCAGUUAGUAACAACACUCACCCGGAGGCAGAAGGGCCCCAGUGGGGAUUUUGCCUGCCCUGGAGCAGCACCAUGGAUCUCAGUGCAAACACUGGCACACUCCCCACCCACACUGCUUUUGGUGAGCCUGUGUUGGAGAAGUCUCACUGUCAGGCAGAAAGUGGAGGAACUAUCUCUCUACAGCUGCUGGAAUUUAAAGCCUGUCUACUUGAAGUUAUCGAGGAGCUGCAUAUUAGAAGGGAUGCAGAGACACGUUAUGAGGAUCAGAUAAGUAAACUAGUGUUGGAGAAACAAGAGCUGGAGUGGGAAAAGGAAUCUCUACAACAUCAAAUUAAAACAGCAGCAGAUCAGCACACUGAGUUACUCACCAAUGUUAAGAAGCAGUUUCAGGCCAAAAUACGAAGCAUUGAGGAGGAGAAGGGGAAAUACCAGGUCACCGCUGAAUUAAAAGACAAGGAGAUGAACAACUUGAAGGAAGAGCUGAAGUCACUGCAGUUGCUGAAGUACAACUUGGAGAAGACAUCAAGUGAGCUGGAGCAGAAACUAGCUCUGCAGACCCGGACAAAGGACACACACCUGAACCAACUUGGGGAAGUGGAGAAACGAUUCAGUGCCCUUUCCAGGCAGUGUGCCAUGGUCAAACAUGCUCACGAGAAACUAGAGCAAAAUGUUGAUGAGGCCAUGAGAAUCAAUGAAAAACUGACCUCUGCUAAUCAAAAACAAGAGGCAACAAUUGUGUUACUUACAAAGGAGUUGGGUGAAGUCAGUAAGAAGCUAAUUAAGGUCAAGAUGACAUCAGUUCGACAUGACAAGAUCCACAGUCCUUCAGGGAGGGAGCACCAUGUACAGGAGCUGCACCAGAAACUCAACAUGGAAACUGAAAUGAAUAAGAAACUAAGAGAGGAGAAUUUAACUGAACGAGCAGAAAAGCGGGAGUUGAUGAAGUCUUUGCAGCAUACCCAGCAGCUGCUGUUGUGUCAGACUCAGACUGUGGGGAGAAUAGAAACGGAGCUAAAGACCCAAACAGAAAUGUACCAGGCCUUUCAGCAAGAACAUGAAGUGAUGCGAGAGAAGAGCAAAGCACUGGAAGACAAGGUGGCCCAACUGACUGAGACCUACACUGCUUCCAAGACCACUUGGGACAAAGAGAAGGUGGUGUUUCUGGAUCGCAUCAAGAGAGAGAAGGAAGCUCUACAAACAAUAAAAGAAGCUUAUGAAGAGCUUCAACAGAAACACACUGAGCUGACUUUACAGGUCAAAUCACAGCCUACGCACAUUAACGAACAGGAGAUGAAAGACAACAGUGUUUCUACCCAACAGUUUUCCUCAGUGGUGCAGGAUGUCAGAGACGCAAAAACUCUCAAUGAGCCCAACUCAGUUUCUGAGCUGCCUGGCUUCAGCAGUCUGCAGCACCUGGUCUCCUCUCCAGCCAAAAAUCCUGAACGUCUGGAGGACACAGGAGCUGUCUCUGAGUUAGCUGCCUUAAGUGCAAGUGGAGGAAAAGACCAGGACAAUCACCAUUUACGCAUCUUAAAUCAUCCAGCUGUGUUAGCCUGCCCACUGACAACCAGCGACCUGUCCAGCCACUGCAAUAACUCUGAAACAAACUCAGAGGUCUUGACCAAAAAUAUGAACAACUCUGAAAUUGAUAUUGUUUCAGAUCUAACUGUGUCUAAAGAUGUUCUUCAGAGCAAACUUAGCCAUGUCAGUGGCAACACAACUGCAUCCAGCCCUGAGUGUGAGUCCAUGGAUGAAUCUGGUAAAGAAGAUUUACUGACCAAAGAAAAAUAUGAAGAGGGUGACGGAGGAAUCAAUGAGGGAAAACUGGGAAGGGAAAUUGAUGGGAAGCAACAUAGCAACACAGAGCAAGUGGAAAAUAUUGCAGAGCAGCAGAACAGAGAAGAAUUUAAAGAAGACGUGAACGAUGCUGGAGAAAAAAGAACAGUCGUAGCACAAACAACAGAUAGAGCAGACAUGCAUGAGGAUAAUGUGGGGUCAGCAGAGGGAACAGGGAAGACCCGUAACCCUGAAACAGAAGAUAAAGCAGAUGGAGAAGUAACAGAUGGAGUGAAAGAGAGAGGACAGACAGCAGAGCACGCAGCAGAAACACAGAUACCAACUCAGACGACUACUGAUACGAGUCAAAAGAGCCUCACAUGGCAGGUCAAUGACUUCAUGGACGCUGAGCCUCUGACUGCCUGUGAACCCUCACACAUCUCUCAGAAAGUCACUCAUAAGGAUGCUGACAGUAGCAGCUUGAAUAAAGAAGUCUGUGCAGAUGAGCACCAGAGAGUCACUCAAAAUGUGCUCCCUCUGUGUCAAGAUGCUGAGCCACUUAAUCAGUCAAUUUGUCAGGCUAUUGAUCCAUCCAAGGAAACCGCAGAUGAAGUUCUCAUUCAGUUGCCUACAUGUACCUCACAGAUAAAUGUUGCUCCACAAGAUGGUCAGUCUCCCGGUAAUACUGAUUUCCAAGAGCAAAAAUCAAGUCAAACAGAAACUGAAACGUGUAAUCCUUCAGACAUUAUUACUAAUGUGAAGCAGGCAGAUGAAACAUCUGAUACAUGUGUGAGCGAAGAGUGUGUAUUAGUGAAAAAAUUGACUGAACUACAACCGUUGUCUCAGAGCCGGGAGCCUGCAGCACAGGAGAGUGGACAGCUGAUGUCUGAUGGUAAAGAUGGUGCAGAUCAGUGGAGGGAAAGCCAGUCAGGUGGAAGCAAUACCUGUGACACUGGAAUGGCACCUGGGACCACUUCAUGUUUAGAAGAAACAAAGGCGGCUCCACAACCUGAACCUGCAGUACAACAUGAAAAUCGUGAGAAGCACAUACAACUUGAGAAACUGAAAGAAGCAGGAAAUGCAGAGAUAACUAAAAGGGAAACUGAUUUGAAGCCGUCUGCCUUUCCAAGUCCUGAGAAUGACUCAUUAUCAAAAACUGAUUCUGAUGAGUCAUUCCUGUCCAGGAAAAAGACUCACAGACCAUUAUUUGAAUGGGGAACUGCGCAGAGGAAAAUUCAAAGCUCCAAAAGCAAGUCAGAUGUCUCCGCCCUGCAUCAGUUCAUUGAGGGAGCCGGUAUAUCUGCACCACAUACCACAGGACCUGGUGAAAUACAUGGACAUCCACUCAGCACAAUACCCACGUUCAUCAAAAAUAAGUCCAACAAAGUCCCCUUGGUGAUGACCAGGACUUCAGAUCUGUGCAGACCUCCCAGUGUCUCUUCGAUUGCAGCUUCCUCCAGAGGACAACAGCAAGGAGAGUGGGAGGCAAAGGAAGAGACCCGCAGAGAGGCAACAGAAGCAGAAAUGGAUAGAAGAGCUUCUCUGUGCAUCAGUUCCCUCCCAGUUUCCACCUCUUCCAGUGUGGAAAGUAAAGUGUCAUGGAAAAUGUCUGCAGAAUGUAGCAGAGCUCCCUCAUCAGCUGCAGGUCCUGGUCCAGAGUCCAUCUGGGAACCCUCUUGCUCCCAGGAAAGGGAAAAUCAGCAGUCAUCAUUUAGAGCCCAGAUCUCCAUAAUCGAACAGUUUCUCAACACUGAGAGGCUUCGUCUGCCCAAAAGACGACGAACUGAAAACUGAAACACCGGAUACUGAUAUCCUUUCCAUUUUGUGACUCAUAUUCGGUGAAUGUUACUUCUUUUUAUUCUUAAAGCUUUCACUUUUAUCAUAAAGAUGCAUUCUUGAUUUUGCUAAAUUAUAUGAAUUCCCUCAGAUUACAGCAUUGGUCUGUGUUGAGACUUGUGCAGGAAGGUCUAGUUUUUGAACCGUUUGUUCAGUUUAUUGUUAAACAUUUCUGUUUUUGCAGGAAAAGAAGGAAGGGUUAAUUGUUCAUUUGGAUGUUAAUAUGCCAAUGUCAGAAUUUCUAAAUGUAAUGUUAGCAUAUAGCUGUAAGUGUGUAAACCAUUGGUUUGCACAUGGAUUUGUUUGCAUUUGGUUGUUUUCUAAAUGUUGUACAUACAUUAAAUGUUCAUUGUGCUUUACAUGACAAAAAUUGGUAAAACUCCA
Molecule: messenger RNA, 4152 nt
Organism: Melanotaenia boesemani (Boeseman's rainbowfish)
Lineage: Eukaryota; Metazoa; Chordata; Actinopteri; Atheriniformes; Melanotaeniidae
Product: paramyosin-like
Exons: 22
Coding region: 229-3726 (1165 amino acids)
Source: RefSeq, a predicted model, not a curated record